GGGCGGCUGCGUGGGGCGGUGGUGGCGGCGACUGGAGUCCGAUCGGGAUCGGGGACAGCUUGGGAGCGGGCUGACGGGAACGGGGAGACCCCGAGAUGAGGCAAGGUGUUGGAGGAAGCCGAGCAGCCGGGAGAAGCAGAUGGAGAUGAAGCUUGAGCGUUGCUAAGAGAACUGAGGGUCAGAGAGGUUGAAAGAAAUGGAGGCACAAAAAGGAGUUUCGAGAAACUGAGGGACUGAGAGACAGGGAGGUUGAGAGAGGAGAGAAGCUGAAAACUGGAGAGAUCGAGGGCGAGAGACUAAUGGAUCCGAUGGAGAGAGGCUCGCAGGGUCCAUGAGAGAAGUGUGAUCGCACCGUGAACUUGGGAGAUGUAAAGAAAGUAGAACGAUGAGGGUGGAAACUAGGGUUUUGAGAAAAGUGUACAUAUGUGUGUGUAUGGUGUAUACGUAUGCAUAUAAAUAUAUAUGAGUGAUGUAGAGUAGUGCCUGAUAUGUGUCAGCCCUAGGUAAAUGUUGGCUAUUAUUAGGGCUUCAAACUAGGUGACAGAUUUUAGAUGGAGAAAUGAAGAGUCAGUGAUGGAGAGAGAAGAAAACAGAGAGUCACCAAAAAAAAAAAUUCAAACAAAAUGAGAAAUGAAAAACUGAAGAGGAGGAGUGGAAUCAAAUGGAGAAAGACAGUUGGAGAGAAAAUCAGAGUGAAAAAAGAAUCAGGGUGGGAGAGUAUCAGAGCAAUGAAAACAGUUGGGACCAGUCAAGGAGAGGGAAGAGAGCUAAGGGUGGCGAGCAAGAUGGACCAGAAAAAAAAACAAGAGACCUGAAGAUGGAGAGCCAGAGAGGAGAGAGAGGGAAGUAGAGAAAAAUCUCUAAAAGCCUUGAGCCUAGGAAAUACAGGCCAAGAGAUGGUCAGAGGCACAGUAAGAGAGAAACUUAGUCAAGCCAGGAAGUCCAAAAGAUAGCCUAUGACUAGACUCCUUGAGAGCUGUAAGGAUGCCCCCAUUCUGGCCCACAUACAUAGGGCCUGCAGCCCCAGGAUGAACUUGUGCCCAUCCCAGAGGUCACCACAGGAGUCGUGAGGUGCCCUGUGCGUCACCAGCCUGACCGAUGCUGCAGGCCAUUUGCUCUGCCAACACCUGUGUCGACCCUGUAGCACCACUGAAGAGGAGAUCAGCUCUUAUAGAAGAAAGUGCUGCCUUGCAGGCACGGGCCUCUCACUGCAGGAAGUGGGGAAUGUCCGCGAAUAUUUGGUCCAGGGGCUCAGAACUGAGGCCAGUUUUGUGACAGCCCUGGGAUUGGCCACGGCAUGCCGCCUCCCAGAACAAGGGAGGGCAGGGGUCCCUGGGACCGACCCCGGGCUCCCAGUCCUGAAGCGGCCCCGGAGAAAUGGGACUGGAACCGUCCCGAGACACGGCGCCUCUUCGAGGAUGCCUUCUUUGGCGAUGAGGAUUAUAUCCAGCAGGGUUCUGAGGAGUGUCAGAAGUUUUGGACGUUCUUUGAACGCUUGCAGAGGUUCCAGAAUCUCAAGACCACCAGGAAGGAGGAGAAAGAUGCCAGGCAACCCAAGCACAGCCACCCAGCACUGGCCGACCUGCCUCGCACCUACGACCCUCAAGACCGCAUCAACCUCUCCUUCAUCAGCCCAGACGCUCGGGACUCUCGGGGGCCCGGCAGGCGCCUGCCCCCGGAGAGACUGUCCGAGUUCCGCCGAGCCCUGUUGCACUACCUGGACUUCUGCCAGAAGCAGGCGUUUGGGCGACUGGCCAAACUGCAGCGGGAGCGGGCGGCGCUGCCCAUUGCCCAGUACGGGCACCGCAUCCUGCAGACGCUGAAGGAGCACCAGGUGGUGGUGGUGGCGGGGGACACGGGCUGCGGCAAGUCCACCCAGGUGCCCCAGUACCUGCUGGCCGCCGGCUGCAGCCACGUGGCCUGCACCCAGCCCCGGCGAAUCGCCUGCGUCUCGCUGGCCAAGCGCGUUGGCUUCGAGAGCCUCAGUCAGUACGGCUCACAGGUCGGCUACCAGAUCCGUUUCGAGAGCACGCGCUCGGCGGCCACGAAGAUCGUGUUCCUGACGGUGGGGCUGCUCCUCCGGCAGAUGCAGCGGGAGCCCAGCCUGCCGCAGUACCAGGUGCUGAUCGUGGACGAGGUGCACGAGCGGCACCUCCACAACGACUUCCUCCUGGGGGUCCUCCGGCGCCUGCUGCCCCAGCGGCCCGACCUCAAGGUCGUCCUCAUGUCGGCCACCAUCAACAUCUCGCUCUUCUCCAGCUACUUCGGCAACGCCCCCGUGGUGCAGGUGCCGGGCCGGCUCUUCCCCAUCACGGUCGUGUACCAGCCGCAGGAGGCCGAGCCGACCGCGUCCAAGUCCGAGAAGCUGGACCCGAGGCCCUUCCUCAGGGUGCUGGAGGCCAUCGACAAUAAGUACCCACCCGAGGAGCGGGGCGACCUCCUGGUGUUCCUCAGCGGCAUGGCGGAGAUCAGCGCUGUGCUCGAGCCCGCCCAGACCUAUGCCAGCCACACCCAGCGCUGGGUGGUGCUGCCGCUGCACAGCGCCCUCUCUGUGGCCGACCAGGACAAGGUAUUCGACGUGGCCCCCCCUGGAGUCCGGAAAUGCAUCCUCUCCACCAACAUCGCUGAGACCUCGGUCACCAUUGAUGGGAUCCGCUUCGUGGUGGAUUCUGGGAAGGUGAAGGAGAUGAGCUACGACCCACAGGCCAAACUGCAGCGGCUGCAGGAGUUCUGGAUCAGUCAGGCCAGUGCUGAGCAGCGUAAGGGCCGGGCGGGCCGCACGGGCCCCGGCGUCUGCUUCCGCCUCUAUGCUGAAUCGGACUAUGAUGCCUUCGCCCCCUACCCUGUCCCAGAGAUUCGGAGGGUCGCCCUGGAUGCAUUGGUGCUUCAGAUGAAGAGCAUGAGUGUGGGGGACCCCCGAACCUUCCCGUUCAUCGAGCCCCCCCCACCAACCAGCUUGGAGACGGCCAUCCUCUACCUCCGGGACCAGGGGGCGCUGGACAGCUCAGAGGCCCUCACCCCCAUCGGGUCCCUGCUCGCGCAGCUGCCAGUGGACGUCGUGAUUGGAAAGAUGCUGAUCCUGGGCUCCAUGUUCCACCUGGCUGAGCCCGUGCUCACCAUCGCCGCCGCCCUCAGCGUCCAGACGCCCUUCACCCGCAGUGCCCAGAGCAACCCCGAGUGUGCGGCGGCGCGGCGGCCCCUGGAGAGUGACCAGGGCGACCCCUUCACGCUCUUCAACGUCUUCAACACCUGGGUGCAGGUGAAAUCUGAGCGGGGCAGAAACUCACGCAAGUGGUGCCGCCACCGGGGCAUCGAGGAGCACCGGCUGUACGAGAUGGCCAACCUGCGGCGCCAGUUCAAGGAGCUGUUGGAGGACCACGGGCUGCUGGCCGGGGCCCGGGCCCCGCAGCCGGGGGACAGCUAUAGUCGGCUGCAGCAGCGGUGGGAGCGCCAGGCGCUCUACCAGCUGAAGCGCCGGCACGAGGAGGGCGCGGGGCGCAAGCGCAAAGUGCUGCGAGUCCAGGACAACCAGGAUGGCUGGUCCAGCGACGAGGACCGGGGUGGCUCAGCCUCCCAGGGGGCCAGCGACAGCGUGGACAUCCAGGAUGUGAAGUUUAAGCUCCGGCACAAUCUGGAGCAGCUGCAGGCAGCUGCUAGCUCGGCCCAGGCCCUGACUCGGGACCAGAUGGCCCUGCUCAAGCUAGUGCUCGGCCGGGGCCUCUACCCGCAGCUCGCCGUCCCCGACCCGUUCAACAGCGGCCGCAAGGACUCAGACCAGAUCUUCCACACCCAGACCAAGCAGGGCGUCGUGCUGCACCCCACCUGCGUCUUCGCCAACAGCCCCGAGGUACUGCACACGCAGGAGCAAGCGGCCAAGGGCAGCGAUGGGAGCCGAGACGACAGGGACAAGAUGAGCAGCAAGCACCAGCUUGUCACCUUCGUCUCCCUCCUGGAGACCAACAAACCGUACCUGGUGAACUGUGUCCGCAUCCCCGCUCUACAGUCCCUUCUGCUGUUCAGCCGGUCCCUGGACACCAAUGGUGACUGCUCCCGCCUGGUGGCCGAUGGCUGGCUGGAGCUCCAGCUCGCAGACACUGAAAGUGCUGUCCGGCUCCUGGCGGCUUCCCUGCGGCUCCGGGCCCAUUGGGAAAGCGCCCUGGACCGGCAGCUGGCCCACCAGGCCCGGCGGCGGCUGGAGGAUGAAGGGGAGGAGGAAGAGGAGGAAGCCCCUGUCAACCACAAGGAGGUGGCGGCCCUGAGCAGGGAGCUGCUGCAGUUCACGGCAUCCAAGGUUUCCUACAGCCUCCGGCGGCUCACAGGGCUGGAAGCCCAGAACCUCUAUGUGGGGCCCCAGACCAUCACGGCUGCCCCCAGUCUCCCUGGCCUCUUUGGCAACUCUGUCCCGUCCCCCCACCCCACCAAAGGGGGCUACGCAGUCACUGACUUCCUUACCUACAACUGCCUCACGAGCGACGCGGACCUGUACAGCGACUGUCUCCGCACUUUCUGGACCUGCCCGCACUGCGGCCUGCACAUGCCCCUGACGCCCCUGGAGCGCAUCGCCCAUGAGAACACCUGCCCCGAGGCCCCGCAGGACGGCCCCCCAGGGGCUGAGGAAGCUGCCCCCGAACCUCCCCAGAAGGCAUCUGCCCUGCAGAAGCCCUACCACUGCGAGGCCUGCCAGAAGGACUUUCUGUUCACGCCCACGGAAAUCCUGCGGCACCGGAGGCAGCACGUGUGAACCCAGCCCAUCCCGGACCAGGGCCAAGGCCAGACUGCCGCCCUCGCUCCCAGCCUAGGCUCGGAACUGUGGUCUGAGCCCAGCCCCGAGGUGGAGGGAGCAUAAGUACGUGAAUAAACUCUCACAGAUGGA
Messenger RNA from Capra hircus (goat), 4873 nucleotides. It is a transcript of the gene DHX34, whose product is annotated as DEAH-box helicase 34. Gene Ontology annotation, biological process: nuclear-transcribed mRNA catabolic process, nonsense-mediated decay. The transcript is spliced from 17 exons. Bases 1298 to 4741 code for a protein of 1147 amino acids. The record is from RefSeq and is a predicted model, not a curated record. Gene Ontology annotation, cellular component: intracellular anatomical structure. Gene Ontology annotation, molecular function: ATP binding; RNA binding. Lineage: Eukaryota; Metazoa; Chordata; Mammalia; Artiodactyla; Bovidae.